CUGAAACACCCACUCCAUUGCGAGUGGGUCUCCAUUGUGGGUAGAGGGAAAUCUUUACAGUGUCCUAUUACGGCGUUGUGAGGGGGAAGUGAGAAAGAAGCAUAUGUACAUCGUCAUAAAACCCUCCUGUUUCUGUCUCACUGAUUCAUUUGAUAUUUGAACUUGAUCAGUCACUGUACUGCAUGGAAUUAAGUCUCUGUCAUUUGAACACAUUUUAAAGACUUAAGCCAUUCAAGGUAAGCAAACCUAAGAACAAUUACUUCUUUUUCGGAUGAAAUUGCCAACUGUGAUGCUUUAAGUUUAGUUUCCAGCUAAAUUGUCAACUUUGUUUGUGUAAAGUGUGAGCGAUGCAAGGACCAGAACUGGUUGACUCGAGGAGUCGUUUUCGAUUUAUUGAAUCCUGUCUCGGCUUGAUGGGCUGUUUGUGCAUCAGCUAUGCGAUCUGGACACCUUGGUGGCUGGAUGAGCAGGGUCUGUGGACCUCAGGGAAUCAGACCAGACUGGACGACAGCUGGACUACUGAAGACAUUACUAAAGCUCUGGAGGCUGAGAGAGUGUUUGCAGUGGUGGCUUUCCUCAUGUCGGUGAGCUCUGGACUGCUGUGUCUCAUGUUCGCUCUCUGUUGGAGGUCUCAAACUGUGCAUUCCUACUCGAACACUCGCUCGCUGCUGAUGGCAGGCCAGGCACUUGACCCGAGCACUCUGCUGCUGCUUACACUAGUACCUUCAGGAUUUUUCUUUUUUCUCAGCUGGGCGCUUUUUACCCAUCAACAUAUUGGUGAGAUCAGGGAUGACGUCAGUCGACUCGGCCUGUCCUAUUGGCUGGGAGUGGUGGGUUGGGCUUCGCUAUUGGCCGUGCUGCCUGUGGUCUUCCUGGCGGAGAAGUUUGUGGUUCCUGACAUCCUGCCGGAGUUAAAAAAGACUGCAGAAAUGUGGUGGAAGGCUCCCGAGGUUGCACACGCGCGAUCGUUUAGUGAGGGUUUCUAUCAUUCACAGCAUAAGUCUCAUCCUGACGUUAGGAGGUAUUUGUCAGUGCCUUGAACGAGAGGAAGGAGGUAGCAAGAAAAUACAAAAGAGAAGAGACUCUUGUCUCGCUGGUAUUCUAGCCAACUAUAUGAGCUGAGCAAAUGUCUCACAACAGGGGUUGAUGACCUGCAUGAGAAACCUGUAACUGCUUUCUGGGAUGUGGGACACAAAGCUACAGGUUAUAAGGUUGUGCGCUGGCCUUGACAGUGGUAUCACAGCUGUAUUUGGACGAGGACACCCAAAAAUGUGGUUAAUGGUAUACCAGAGUUCACUAUCUGUGUGAGACAUAAAGCUGAAAGGAUCUUGAUGUUGCAGACUAUUUCUCCAUAACUUUUUAUAGCCGUUGUCUGCAAUUGUACAGUGACUUCAGGGAGGUCUUUUUUUUAAAUGCAUUUUAAAUAUGCUGAAUUAUUGACUAUAAAUGUAAAUAAUUUUCAUGGCAUAAAUCUGUUGUGGUUUGUUCAGCUGUGCCUAUAGCACAGUUAACUAAA
Molecule: messenger RNA, 1516 nt
Organism: Cyprinus carpio (common carp)
Lineage: Eukaryota; Metazoa; Chordata; Actinopteri; Cypriniformes; Cyprinidae
Exons: 3
Coding region: 348-1040 (230 amino acids)
Source: RefSeq, a predicted model, not a curated record